Messenger RNA from Zychaea mexicana, 2013 nucleotides. RefSeq names its product acyl-CoA dehydrogenase/oxidase. Gene Ontology annotation, molecular function: fatty acid binding; acyl-CoA oxidase activity; FAD binding. Gene Ontology annotation, biological process: lipid homeostasis; fatty acid beta-oxidation using acyl-CoA oxidase. The coding region runs from base 1 to 2013 and encodes 670 amino acids. Lineage: Eukaryota; Fungi; Mucoromycota; Mucoromycetes; Mucorales; Lichtheimiaceae. Gene Ontology annotation, cellular component: peroxisome. The record is from RefSeq and is a predicted model, not a curated record. The transcript is spliced from 7 exons.
AUGUCGCUUCAAGCACCCAAGGACAUGGCUGCCGAGCGUGCAGCUGCGGACUUUAGCAUCGAUCGACUUUCUCGCUUGUGGGCUGGCGGUGACAAGCAAUAUGAAAUGCAGCAAAAAGCCUAUGAAAUCAUCAAGAAUGAUCCUGAACUGGUUGUACAGCCUCCACGCAACAUCCUUGAGUUUACCCGCGACGAGUGGCGUGAAUUUACUAUGGGCCAGAUCUACCGUGUUCUCCAACUCUUUAAAGAGUACGGCAAUGAUAGAGAGUUUGCGUACGAGAUUGGCAAGGCCGUUAACGUCUAUUCCGAGAGCUUUUCCAUGCGGUUCUUUGUCCACGAGUCACUCUUUCGUAAUGUUGUCAACAUGCUGGGCAACAAGGAGCAACAGCAGAAAUGGAACGAUGACAUCGACAAUGUUCGCGUUUACGGCUGCUUUGCCAUGACUGAAUUGGGUCACAGUUCUGCUUUGCGAGAUAUCGAAACUACCGCCACAUUUGACUUGGCAACCGAUGAAUUCGUUCUCGAAUCACCCACGAUCACUGCAACCAAAUGGUGGAUUGGCGGCUCUGGCCAGACGUCUACCCACGCUGUCGUUAUUUCUCAAACGGUCAUCAAUGGCCAACACAAGGGACACAACUGGUUUAUUGUACAAUUGCGCGACAAGGUCACUGGCGAAUUAAUGCCGGGCAUCCGCGUUGGUGACAUUGGCAAAAAAGUUGGACACGAUGGUGUAGACAAUGGCUGGAUUCAAUUCCGUGGUGUCCGUAUUCCCCGCUCACACAUGCUUCAAAAAUGGUCUCAACUCGAGCGCGACGGUUCUUAUACACCUGUACCUAAUCCAGCUGUCAUGUAUGCCACGUUGAUUCCGGAACGCUUGUCGUUGAUUACCGUCACUACCCAGUUGAUCGGUCAAGCCUUGACGAUUGCUACACGUUAUGGUGUUGCUCGUCGCCAAGGACCCAAGAAUCAACAGAUCAUGGAUUAUCAGUCGCACUAUGCGCAAUUGAUCCCGGCUAUCUCGUUCAUGUACAUGGUCAAGUCCGCUGCUUCAACGCUUGAUAAGCAGUUUGAGGUGCUAACCGCCGGUGGUGAAAUGGAUCCCGUUGAUUAUUUGAACCAUAUGGGUGACAUGCACGCUGCUUCUGCUUGCUUGAAGGGCUUGACCGGCUGGUAUGGAUCCGAGAUUUUGGAAAUAUGCCGACGUGCGUGCGGUGGCCACGCUUAUUCAGCUUAUAACAGUAUCGGUCAGAUCAUUGGCGACUGGGGCGUCAUGACAACCGGUGGUGGUGACAAUGUCGUCCUGUUACAACAGGCUGCACGUAUCUUGAUAUAUCACUUGGACCAGAAGCUCGAGCACGAUCAAUACCCAGAGCUCAAGUUCAAGAGCUCGAGUCAUUAUAUUUUGCGCGCCAAGGAGUAUUUGGCAACUCCCUCGUGGCCCGUGCGCGAAAUCACAGAUGCCAUCAGGAACCUUCGUCUUCUGGAAGACGCGCUUAAUGCAAUUCUUCUCAACAGCAUUCGUGAAGCCAUGGCCAAGGGCAAGGGCCUCAAUGAUGUGCUUAUGGACUGCGUUCGUGUCGCCGAGAUGCAUUGCGCUGUCUUUUUAUUCAGCGAUGCCGUCAGCAAGUACGGUGCUCCGCUUGCUCCCGAGGGCAUUGACAAGAGUGUUUACUCAAUCAUGCAUCGCAUGACCGCUCUCUGGGGUCUUCAUACCCUUCACAGAUACUCUGAUCAAGGUUACAAGGAAGGUUUCCUUACCCCACAGCAAGUCAAGUCUGUCGAGGAACACUACUUGGAGGCUUCCAAGGCUCUUCGUAAGCAGGUCAUUGGUUUGACCGAUGCCUUCGGAUUCCCUGAUUUCGUUCUCAAAGCACCUAUCGCCAAAUACGAUGGCAACAUCUAUGAACCCUAUCUCGAGACACUGUUGCAGGCACCAAACAGUGUUGGCAAGACACCUUAUCAUGACAAGUACAUUAAGCCAUUGACUGAGCGUGUUGGUCCUAGCAAUAACUAA